Molecule: messenger RNA, 790 nt
Organism: Medicago truncatula (barrel medic)
Lineage: Eukaryota; Viridiplantae; Streptophyta; Magnoliopsida; Fabales; Fabaceae
Product: dirigent protein 25
Exons: 1
Coding region: 3-713 (236 amino acids)
Source: RefSeq, a predicted model, not a curated record
CAAUGGCCAAUCUCCCUUCUCUUCUAGGAAUUGUUAGGUUACUUUUGCUAAUGACUACCAUAAACAAAUUUUGCUCAGCUAGAACUCUUAGUAAUCCAACCCCUAAUCGCUACCAUGGCCAUCAUAGAAUAACAUUUUUAAUGAAGCAUAUGCUCAAUGAUACACAUCCUAAUAUUAAUACAGAGAAACCUUCCACUACUAAGGUAACAAAUCAAUUACCUUUUCCAAAACCUCUAGGAUUUUUUCCUCCAAAUGGAGGGAUUCCAAUUCCACAAUCAACUCAAACACAAACACUUGAUCUUUCCACCAUUGGUUUCUCUUUUCCUACAAGAGCAGCAUUUCAAGAGCUGGAAUUUGGAUCUGUAACAUCGAUCGACGAGGAACUACUAGUUGAAGGUGAUCAUGAAGAUGAACUAAAGAAACUUGGAAAAGCACAAGGGGUAUAUGUAGCUAGUGAAGAGGAUGCAAGUAGCCAUAUGGUUGCUAUGACAGUGAGUUUUCUGAAAGGUGAGUAUGAAGACGGGUUGAGACUUUUUGGAGUUCAUAGGAGUGAUGUCUUUGAGUCACAUGUUGCAGUUAUUGGUGGCAUUGGAAAGUACUAUGGUGCUAAUGGCUAUGCUGUUGUUAAGGUUGUGGAUAAAGUAGGGUCUAGUACAGUAGAAGGAAAAGUUACAAGUUCUAAGUUCCUUCUGUAUGACGUGUAUUUUAGUUAGUGCUUAGUAGUAUAUCUUUAAAAAUCAGUCCAGAUUGUGCUUUCUGUUUUUCUCUAUAGUGUUGAAAUUUUACUUAA